Conger conger (European conger) is the source of this 1964-nucleotide messenger RNA. RefSeq names its product procathepsin L-like. Gene Ontology annotation, cellular component: lysosome. The transcript has 8 exons. Gene Ontology annotation, biological process: immune response. Lineage: Eukaryota; Metazoa; Chordata; Actinopteri; Anguilliformes; Congridae. The coding region runs from base 136 to 1149 and encodes 337 amino acids. The record is from RefSeq and is a predicted model, not a curated record. Gene Ontology annotation, molecular function: cysteine-type endopeptidase activity.
GGGCGGGACCUUUAUGAGACGAAUGCGCAUCUCACAACCAAUGAACAGCACUUCUAGUGUACAGCGAGCUGUAUAAGUUCAGAAGCCCAACAACAAAACCUCAUCAUUUAUUCGGUCAAAAAAAGUUGUGUGGCCAUGACGCUGUAUUUGACGUUGUUUACACUGUACCUAAGUGCAGUGUUUGCUGCUCCAAGUCUGGACUUUCAGCUGAAUGACCAUUGGAAUUCAUGGAAAGACUGGCACAGUAAAAACUACCAUGAGAAGGAAGAAAGCUGGAGGCGAAUGAUUUGGGAAAAGAACUUGAAAAAGAUUGAAUUGCACAACCUUGAGCAUUCCCUUGGCAAGCAUUCAUUCCGUCUAGGAAUGAACCAUUUUGGUGACAUGACGAAUGAGGAGUUCAGGCAACUCAUGAAUGGUUACAAGCACAAGGCUGAGAGGAAGUACAAGGGGUCUCUGUUCCUUGAGCCCAACUUCCUUAAUGUUCCAAAAGCGGUUGACUGGAGAGAGAAGGGCUAUGUCACUCCUGUGAAGGAUCAGGCUCAGUGCGGUUCUUGCUGGGCCUUCAGUAGCACUGGUGCCAUGGAGGGCCAGCAGUUCAGGAAAUCCGGCAAGCUGGUGUCCCUCAGCGAACAGAAUCUUGUGGACUGCUCUCGACCUGAGGGGAACCAGGGCUGCAAUGGUGGGCUCAUGGACCAGGCUUUCCAGUACAUUCAGGACAACAAUGGCCUAGACUCUGAAGAAUCUUACCCAUACCUGGGAACUGAUGACGGGCCCUGCCACUAUGACCCUCUGUACAACUCUGCCAAUGACACCGGCUUUGUGGAUAUUCCCAGUGGGAAAGAACAUGCCCUCAUGAAGGCUGUGGGUUCAGUUGGCCCUGUCUCUGUUGCCAUUGAUGCCAGUCACGAGUCCUUUCAGUUCUACCAAUCUGGAAUCUACUAUGACAAAGACUGCAGUAGUGAUGAGCUGGAUCAUGGUGUCCUUGUUGUGGGUUAUGGCUUCCAGGGCCAGGAUGUAGAUGGCAAGAAGUACUGGAUUGUCAAGAACAGCUGGACUGAGAAGUGGGGUGACAAAGGAUACAUCUACAUGGCCAAAGACAGGAAGAAUCAGUGUGGAAUUGCCACAGCGGCAAGCUACCCACUGGUGUAAAUUCAACAAUUAAUUCAGUUUUAGGAUAUUGGAGUGGUUUGAUUAGGACAUGCCAACAUCCUAGCCUUAAUGAGGCCUUGGUACAAACAGAACCAUGUAUGAUUUAUGUGGUUUAAUGAAACACUGUAAUAGGGAAUUUGUGAAAUACUGCUUUGUUUUUAUAGAUUUCAUUUUAUUUCUUUAUUUUUGUUUUCAAUAUAACUGUUGGAGGCCUUUUAAAGGUGCAUGGGUUUUAGUAUAUACUACUAUUGCUACUACUACUGUGAGUCUUUUAAUGUGAAUGGCUGUUUUAAUUUUUAUAAGUGCAAUAUACAAAUGUUGAUUUUUAUAUACAAGUAUCUACGGAACCUUUUUAAAUGGAUUUGUUUUAUUAUGUCGCUGCACCCUUAAAAUGGCAGAGGUUGUCCUUUUGCAUUCCAUUUUCAAAUCGCAGUACAUUUGGAUGAGUGGGAAUUCUAUUUUCAUAAGAAUGUCCCUUGUGUUAAUUUGCACAAUUAUUUUCAUUCACUGUACUCUCAAGUCAAAAGGCCAUUUCAAAUAUCAGGAAGGAUCUGAUCCCUAUAUGCCUAGUUUUUACUAUGAAUGUGCAUGUGUUGAAGCCUGAUUGUGUACGUUUACAGGAAUUAUCUGUGUGCUCAUAAGCGUGAUUUUUUUCUAGCCACUUUAAUGCAAAUACCUUAAUGUGGGAUAUGACAAUUAUGUUACAAGUGAGCUGUGAGGCAGCCACUUUCCUGUUUGAAUGUAGUGAGCUGUAACUAUUCUCUGUUUCCAAGGAAAUGUGAAUUAUACUAAUAAAAACAAGAUGUACAAAUCAA